CGGUGCGAUCGUCGUUGUGAUGUCAGUAAAUUUAGGUGCCCCCUCAGGAUGCCUGACUAGUCGCGCUCACCAAUGAACGUCUACAGUGUGAAUGUCCUUCAUUUCUCUGUCUGGCUAUUGAACUUGCCAUCGCGGAUCUAAAUUGGGAUUAAAAUAAGAGAGAGAAGAGUAACACAGAUCUAGUUUGUCGCUGCAGCCUCACGAGCUCCUAAAUCGCGUGACAUUCUGGAGCGUGUAAAACAACUUUGACUGCGCGCGACAUGGAGUGCCGAGUGCUGUCGAUUCAGAGUCAUGUCGUGAGAGGAUACGUUGGAAAUAAAUCGGCGUCCUUUCCCUUACAGGUCUUGGGGUUUGAAGUGGACUCGAUCAACUCUGUUCAGUUUUCUAACCACACAGGUUACUCUCACUGGAAGGGGCAGGUGCUGACAGCGGACGAGCUUCACGUCUUGUAUGAAGGGAUCAAACUGAAUAACGUCAACCACUAUGACUACGUACUCACAGGUUACACAAGAGAUACAUCAUUCCUGGAGAUGGUGGUUGAUAUCGUACAGGAGCUGAAGAGAGCCAAUCCUAAUCUUGUAUAUGUUUGUGAUCCUGUCCUGGGUGACCAUGGUUCAAUGUAUGUUCCAGAAAAUCUGCAUCCAGUCUACAAGAAUAAAGUGGUACCGGUGGCCGAUAUCAUCACACCGAACCAGUUUGAAGCCGAGCUGUUGACAGGGAAGAAUAUUAGCACAGAGAAAGAUGCUGUUGAGGUGAUGGAUCUGCUUCAUAAGAUGGGUCCAGACACCGUGGUCAUCACCAGCUCAGAUCUGCCUCCUCGUCAAGGAGACCGAUUUCUGGUUUCUUUUGGCAGUCAACGCAUUUUGAUGCCAGAUGGCACGAGGAAGACCCAGCGGGUCCGAAUAGAGGUGCCAAAAGUAGACGCGGUGUUUGUGGGCACCGGUGAUCUAUUUGCUGCUAUGCUCCUUGCCUGGACCCACCAUUACCCAACGGACCUGAAGAUGGCAUGUGAAAAGACUUUCUCGGUUAUGUACCAUGUCAUUAAGAGGACUAUCUCAUAUGCUUUCGAGAUGGCAGGCCCCGGUAGAAGACCCAGCCCGGCCCAGCUGGAGUUGCGCAUGGUCCAGAGCAAAGCCGACAUAGAAGAUCCAGCCAUAGUCAUGGAGGCAACUGUACUAUAGAGUCGCCAAACAACUCCAACAUCUCAUCCACAUCAUCAUCAUGUAAUGUGACAUUGCCUUAGAAUCUCAGACAGAUCCAUUUCGAGAGAUUCAGCAGGGUACAGCCAAUCAAACGCAAGGGAGGUGGGGCAAAUCGUGUUUUUCAUCCCCUCUCUCUCUCUCUCUUCCUGUUUUUCUCUCAAAGCUCCUUGAAGAACUCCGGUUCGUCCUGCACAUUAAGCCCAGAUUCCUGACCAGGUCAGUUAUGUACCUAAACUGCCAGUGAUCUAAUGAGGACCAAUUUCACAAAUUAAGUGAUGUCAGUGUGGGUUUGGCACUGCUGUGGUGUUAUACGGGGAGGGGGGAGUCAAGACCAAUAAAUUUGUAUCUUAAGGAAAGUCUGAGUCUUAAUAGGCUUUAUGCCCAGCUG
Molecule: messenger RNA, 1590 nt
Organism: Misgurnus anguillicaudatus (oriental weatherfish)
Lineage: Eukaryota; Metazoa; Chordata; Actinopteri; Cypriniformes; Cobitidae
Gene: pdxkb
Product: pyridoxal (pyridoxine, vitamin B6) kinase b
Biological process (GO): pyridoxal 5'-phosphate salvage
Cellular component (GO): cytosol
Molecular function (GO): pyridoxal kinase activity
Source: RefSeq, a predicted model, not a curated record